This is a messenger RNA of Perca flavescens (yellow perch), 2903 nucleotides long. It is a transcript of the gene slc17a8, whose product is annotated as solute carrier family 17 member 8. The transcript has 12 exons. Gene Ontology annotation, molecular function: neurotransmitter transmembrane transporter activity; L-glutamate transmembrane transporter activity. Gene Ontology annotation, biological process: transmembrane transport; synaptic transmission, glutamatergic; regulation of synapse structure or activity. Lineage: Eukaryota; Metazoa; Chordata; Actinopteri; Perciformes; Percidae. Bases 1 to 1761 code for a protein of 586 amino acids. The record is from RefSeq and is a predicted model, not a curated record. Gene Ontology annotation, cellular component: excitatory synapse; synaptic vesicle membrane.
AUGCCUUUUAGUGGGUUGGCAGGUUUGAAGGAACAGGUGCUUAAGCCUGGGAAGGAGGAAGUGAAAAGCACAGUGGGGGACUCUCUAGGAAAACUGCAAAGGAAAAUAGAUGGUAGUAAUGUAGAAGAAGAGGACACCAUUGAACUGACAGAGGAUGGGCGUCCGGUGGCAUCAGCACCACGUCCUGCCCCAUUGCUGGACUGCAGCUGCGGCGGUCUGCCCAAGCGCUACAUCCUAGCCAUCCUCAGCGGCCUGGGCUUCUGCAUCUCCUUUGGCAUCCGUUGCAACCUUGGUGUGGCCAUUGUGGAGAUGGUGAACAACAACACAGUCUAUAUCAAUGGGACUCCUGUGCUUCAGAAGGCUCAGUUUAACUGGGACCCAGAGACAGUGGGGCUGAUCCACGGCUCCUUCUUCUGGGGCUACAUUGUCACUCAAAUCCCUGGUGGUUUCAUCUCCAACAAGCUGUUUGCGAACAGGGUGUUUGGAGCUGCCAUUUUCCUGACGGCGCUGCUGAACAUGUUCAUCCCAUCAGCAGCAAGGGUGCACUACGGUUGUGUCCUGUUUGUUCGCAUCCUGCAGGGCUUAGUGGAGGGUGUCACCUACCCAGCAUGUCAUGGGAUGUGGUCCAAAUGGGCGCCACCUCUUGAACGGAGUCGACUGGCCACAACUUCAUUCUGUGGAUCCUAUGCAGGAGCAGUGAUUGCCAUGCCUUUAGCUGGAGUGCUCGUUCAAUAUGUUGGAUGGUCUUCGGUCUUCUAUAUCUAUGGCGUUUUUGGGAUCAUAUGGUAUAUCAUUUGGCUCCUGCUGGCAUAUGGAAGUCCUGCUGAACAUCCCACAAUCACCGAGGAGGAGAGGACGUACAUCGAGACCACCAUUGGUGAAACAAUGCGCCAACUGAGUGUGACUGAGAAAUUCAAGACUCCGUGGCGCCGUUUCUUUACCUCCAUGCCCGUCUAUGCCAUCAUCGUGGCCAACUUUUGCCGCAGCUGGACCUUCUACCUGCUCCUUAUCAGCCAGCCGGCUUAUUUUGAGGAAGUCUUUGGCUUUCCCAUCAGCAAGGUAGGGCUCCUGUCCGCUGUCCCCCACAUGGUGAUGACAAUUGUAGUUCCUAUUGGAGGACAGCUGGCUGACUUCUUACGCAGUAACAAAAUCAUGUCUACCACAAAUGUGAGGAAACUCAUGAACUGUGGAGGAUUUGGUAUGGAAGCUACUCUACUGUUGGUGGUUGGGUUUUCUCACACUCGAGGGGUCGCCAUCUCCUUCUUAGUUCUGGCUGUAGGCUUCAGUGGAUUCGCCAUCUCAGGUUUUAAUGUCAAUCAUUUGGAUAUUGCUCCUCGCUAUGCCAGCAUCCUGAUGGGCAUUUCUAACGGGGUGGGGACACUAUCCGGAAUGGUGUGUCCUUUGAUUGUUGGAGCCCUGACUAAAAACAAGACUCGUCUGGAGUGGCAGCAUGUCUUUAUUAUUGCGUCCAUGGUGCAUUACACAGGGGUCAUCUUCUACGCUAUCUUUGCUUCGGGAGAGCAGCAGGACUGGGCCGACCCUGAGAGCACCAGCGAGGAUAAAUGUGGCAUUAUUGAUGAGGACGAGCUGGCUGAAGAGUCAGAGCUCAACAUGGAGAACACAGUGGCUCCCAAAAAGAGUUACGGAACCACAGACAAUUCUUCUGGUGGAAAACAGGGCUGGAAAAAAAAGAGAGGGGUGACCAUGCAAGAGGAGGAGGAACAUUUUGGUAAUGGCGAUUACCAGGACCGGUACCAAUGAGACGCCCUGUGGGGCAAAGGACUUCCAAAACACUCAAGUCUAGUCGAGGCUGAAGGUUUGAUUUCACACCUGAGGAAAUGUCAGAAACAUCGGAAAAGGGACAGGAGCAGCAGCAUUAUUUGUACCUCAAGAUGGUCAUUUUUCAUUUUUGGUCAGUACUCCAGUUUAACUGUGAUGUAAUGUAAAAAAAAAAAAAAAAAAUGCAACAAAAAAAUGGAAAAUGGUAAUAUCAAAUAUAAUGUUCAUAAUGAACCCAUUGGGGCAAAAUAAGAAAGAAAGGAACAUCAACAAUUACAGGAUAUAAUCCGAAAUUGAACAAUAAAUUGAAUCUACACUGACAUAUACUACAGACAAGAAUGCUUAGUAUAAUAGAAAAUCAACUACAGACCCACAUUAAUGAACCAACUAGUACUGUAUUAAAAGAACAUCAGUAACACAUAUCAACUUUAGAACCUGACUUUACUUUUCCUGCAACCCACGUUGAUCGUACUCCAUCUGUGCAAGCAAACUGAACUUUAUGUAGCUUACUUUGGACCAUGUGAACAGUUCUUGAAAUGUUUUGUGUCAGCUAUGCAACGUGAAAAGAGAUGUGCUUCUGGAAUGUAAUAAUGGGUUUGACAGCAAUGUUAAGCCUUACUGUCUUUUUCUUCUUUUUUUGCGUGUAUGUAUUUGCUGUUGCUUCUGUCAACGCUUAGCUCACUCUCCUUUUCUUGAGCAGGUUGUAGUUUACCAUUCGUUUGUAAUGCACUUCUUCCAGCAUUAUAUCAGCUUCAUUAUUUAUAGUGCUCUGAGCUCAUUAUGGGACUCAAUGGAUGGUGAGUUCAGUGCUGGAGCAUUUAGUGUAACUCUAUUUAUUCUCCUGGUGUUUCUUUUUUGCAAUUUCUCAAUGUUUGAUACAUGGAGACCCAGUUUAUUUCUAAAAAAAAAUAAUGUAAUGUUUUAUUAUAAAAGAGUAUAGGACAUUUACACUCACUGUUUAUCAUUAAUGCUAAAGGAGAAGGAAUCAGUCUUGUACAGUAAAUUAAUACAUUGUUUGAGAGAGCAUUGAUUUGAUUUGAACUUUACCUGAAUACACUGGAGAUGUAAUAAACUACAUUUCUAUUCUGUAUUAAUUGUUUAGAGACAUAAAAUCCUGUGAAGGU